This is a messenger RNA of Xylona heveae TC161, 831 nucleotides long. RefSeq lists its product as hypothetical. The record is from RefSeq and is a predicted model, not a curated record. Lineage: Eukaryota; Fungi; Ascomycota; Xylonomycetes; Xylonales; Xylonaceae. Gene Ontology annotation, biological process: nucleoside phosphate metabolic process; ribose phosphate metabolic process. The transcript is spliced from 2 exons. Gene Ontology annotation, molecular function: ADP-ribose pyrophosphatase activity; ADP-glucose pyrophosphatase activity. The coding region runs from base 1 to 831 and encodes 276 amino acids.
AUGUCUUCCUUCAUCUUGCCGAGCUCUUCACCAGCCGUCAACGUCACGGUUCCCGAAGACUUGUCUAAAGAUCAACUGUUGUCAUUUCCCGCAUUCAAAAAUUGGAUUUCGACUCUGCAGCAUUCGCUGUCUUUGCAACAGAACAAGGAUCACACAUUUCAUGAUUUACCCUAUAAAUUGCGGAGGAUCAGGGUCCAGUCCGUCGAUUACUUCGGCGGCGAACGUCUGGGCUUUGUAAAAUUACAGGCCGAAAUUUCAAACGACAAUGGGGAAAAGCUGCCUGGAUCAGUAUUCCUGAGAGGCGGUAGUGUUGGAAUGAUGCUUGUUUUGCAACCCGAUGACGUACCUGAGCACUCCGAAGACGAAAAGUAUGCUAUUUUAACCAUUCAACCUCGUGUGCCUGCCGGCUCUCUGGCCCUGACCGAGCUCCCUGCGGGCAUGAUUGACGAUGCUGGAAAUUUCUCUGGAGCAGCAGCCAAGGAGAUCAAAGAAGAGAUUGGUCUCGAAAUUCCCGAAGAUCAACUGACUGACCUCACGAAUCUUGCUCUACCGUCUACAGAGGAAAGCACCGGUGAGAAGCUGCAAAAAGGUACAUACCCAAGUCCGGGUGGCUGCGACGAGUUUGUACCCAUAUUCCUUCAUCAACGGCGCGUUCCCAGAAAUCAAUUAAAGGACUGGCAAGGGAAAUUAACGGGUUUGAGGGACCACGGAGAAAAGAUUACGCUCAAGCUCGUACCAUUGGAGUCACUGUGGAAAGAAGGCGGUCGCGAUGCGAAAGUCCUUUCCGGAUACGCACUUUACCAGGGGCUGAAGAAAGAGGGAAAACUCUAA